Molecule: messenger RNA, 1424 nt
Organism: Exaiptasia diaphana
Lineage: Eukaryota; Metazoa; Cnidaria; Anthozoa; Actiniaria; Aiptasiidae
Exons: 3
Coding region: 223-1002 (259 amino acids)
Molecular function (GO): oligosaccharide binding
Source: RefSeq, a predicted model, not a curated record
GCUAGAUAGUGCUGAUGACUCAGCAGGCCUUUUUUAUCAAUCCCACUGGCUCKUUGAGCUGCAAGAACCUCAAAUCCUGACUAAACCUAAGAAUUUUACACUCAAUUUGCUAACUUUUCAGCGGAAUUUACAUAUUGUUUCUGUUUCGACCGAAAGCGCAACUUAUCGGAGACUAAAAUCUACCGCUACUCAUACCAAAACGACAAAUUGUGCUGACAGGGGAUGUUCGGUUGUUCGAUAAUUGAUAAACUGAUCUAUUGUCGGUUUGUUCGCUUUAAGUUGGCUAAUUCAAUGUCUCUCUGGUAUCAUUUAGCAAAGAAAGGUUCCGAUCCUCUUUUUGCUGGUCACUCGUGCAAGGAAAUCAAAGAUCUUGGUGAAUCUCGUGGAGAUAGAGAAUACUGGAUUGAUCCUGGGAACACUGGACAACCCUUCACUGUCUACUGUGACAUGACUACUGAUGGAGGAGGCUGGACAUUGAUAACGAGGGCACAACUGCCGACUACAGCUCCGCAAUCAGUUGUACUAGAAAACGAGUAUAAGUCCCUUGCAAGCUACACAAAUUACCGGCAACGGAUCAGAUUAGCAGCACUGAAAAACUUAAGAAAUGACAUGGGUUUCCAUCAGCUUCGAUUUCGAUGUCGUAAGAAGAGCAUCAACCGAACCAUUCACAUCAUGACAACCAACAACACCGCUGGACACAAAGUACUGGAUCACUUCCUCGUCAAAGCAACAUGGCCGACGGCGUGCAACUCGUUUGAAAGACUACAAGAUGACACGUCGAUUCUUGCACGGAAUUGCCUGAAGUGGGGUUAUAAUGGUGGAAAAGAGGUGAAUCGAUGGGGAAAAUCUUCCAAUUAUGGAAGUACACGACUAUACAGCACUUCUAUGUUAUGGGAAGAGAAGUACUACUUUUCCAUCCAGAAAUAUAAUUGUGAUGACUAUACUGGAGUUACUUAUGGAUCACUCAACGUCGGGGACAUUUGGGAAAUAUUUAUUCGUUAAAGUGAAAACCUGUAUUGGAAAAGUCCGACAUUUCGAUGCGAUGACAAAAACGAACCUUCACUUAGUGUUGGGACAUUUGGGAACUGUUUGUUCGUUAGAAAACUGCUAUUUGACCACCAAAGUUAAUAAUGUGCGCUGGAAUCUCUCUUUCGUCAUUGUGACAAGGUGGUACAUUAUUGUCGCUCAUCCGAGAACCUAUCAACGCAUCUCCUCGCAAUCCUGAUAUUUUUUUAUUCAACCGAUCAGAAAUCAUUUUUAAAUGACGGAUGUUUCUUUAAACAAAUCCGAAACGAUCGCUCACAUAAUAGUUUUUUUUAAAAACCUCAUCGCCUCUUUUCACCUACCCCAGAAGACUGUAAAAUAUGCAUUUCUAUAAAGGAAGUUCCGAGCUUCGUGUGGGCUUCUCUGAUAGGGAAACCGAG